This is a messenger RNA of Cuculus canorus (common cuckoo), 9685 nucleotides long. It is a transcript of the gene DYRK2, whose product is annotated as dual specificity tyrosine phosphorylation regulated kinase 2. The coding region runs from base 252 to 2039 and encodes 595 amino acids. The transcript is spliced from 3 exons. The record is from RefSeq and is a predicted model, not a curated record. Gene Ontology annotation, cellular component: nucleus. Gene Ontology annotation, molecular function: ATP binding; protein serine/threonine/tyrosine kinase activity; protein serine/threonine kinase activity. Gene Ontology annotation, biological process: peptidyl-threonine phosphorylation; peptidyl-serine phosphorylation. Lineage: Eukaryota; Metazoa; Chordata; Aves; Cuculiformes; Cuculidae.
CCGGGGCGGGGGCGGGGGAGGUGAUGAGCUUGGGUCGGGGGCUGCGGCGGCGGCGCGGCUGCUGCGGCGGGAGGAGACGGCGGGGCUGCGGAGGGACUGACCGGCCGGCCCGGGGGGAUGCGGCGCAGGAGGUGUCGGGCUCUGGGUGUAGCUGAUCGGAGAAGAGAAGCGGCCGCCGACCGGGGAGGCCGAGGAGCGGCGGAGGGGAGCCACCCUGACAUGCCUUUGCCUCUCCCUCCUCUCCAGCGGCCAUGUUAACCAGAAAGCCCUCGGCCACCGCCACCGCCGCCUUCCCACCCGGCAGGGCCGGGGAAGGCGGCCGCCCGCUGCAGUCUUCCCCGGGCACCGGAGCCGGGGUCUCCCGGGCAGGAGCUGGGACCGGCCCGCCGUCGCCCCUCGCAUUGCCGCCGCUCAGGGCCAGCAACCCCUCGCACACGGUUGGAGGCAGUAAGCACACAAUGAAUGAGCACCUCCAUGUUGGUAGCCAUGGACAAAUCCAGGUUCAGCAGCUGUUUGAAGAUAAUAGUAACAAGAGGACAGUUCUGACAACACAGCCAAACGGACUUACAACACUAAGCAAAUCUGGAUUGCCAGUGGUUCAGGACAGACAGUCAGAGAGUGCUCACAGACGACAAGGGAGCUCUGGCUCUUUAAAAUCUACAGAUGGAACAGGGAAGGUGAAACCCUCUGUUAUGACACCAGAACAGGCAAUGAAGCAAUACAUGCAAAAAUUAACAGCUUUUGAGCAUCACGAGAUUUUUAGCUACCCUGAAAUAUACUUUUUGGGUCCAAAUGCAAAGAAGCGGCAAGGUGUGGUCGGUGGCUCCAACAAUUGUGGGUAUGAUGAUGACCAAGGGUCUUAUAUACAAGUACCCCAUGAUCAUAUUGCAUACAGGUAUGAAGUCCUGAAAGUUAUAGGAAAAGGAAGCUUUGGGCAGGUGGUGAAGGCCUAUGAUCACAAGAUGCAUCAACAUGUGGCACUAAAAAUGGUGAGAAAUGAAAAACGAUUCCAUCGGCAAGCUGCGGAAGAAAUUAAGAUCCUGGAGCAUCUCCGGAAACAAGAUAAGGAUAACAACAUGAAUGUUAUUCACAUGUUGGAAAACUUCACAUUCCGCAGCCACAUCUGUAUGACGUUUGAAUUACUGAGCAUGAACCUGUAUGAAUUAAUAAAGAAGAACAAGUUUCAGGGCUUCAGCCUGCCUUUGGUCCGCAAGUUUGCCCACUCAAUUUUACAGUGCUUGGAUGCUUUGCACAAAAACAGAAUCAUUCACUGUGACCUUAAACCUGAGAACAUUCUGUUGAAGCAACAGGGUAGAAGUGGUAUUAAAGUGAUUGAUUUUGGCUCAAGUUGUUAUGAGCAUCAGCGUGUCUACACUUACAUUCAGUCACGUUUUUACCGUGCACCUGAAGUCAUCCUGGGUGCUCGUUAUGGGAUGCCCAUAGAUAUGUGGAGCUUGGGCUGUAUUCUAGCAGAGCUUCUCACUGGUUACCCACUUUUACCCGGAGAAGAUGAAGGAGACCAGCUAGCUUGUAUGAUUGAGCUAUUGGGCAUGCCUUCUCCAAAACUCUUAGAUUCAUCCAAGCGAGCUAAAAACUUUGUGAGCUCUAAGGGUUAUCCCCGCUACUGCAGCAUCACAACGUUGUCAGAUGGCUCUGUUAUACUUAAUGGUGGACGCUCUCGGAGAGGAAAACUACGUGGCCCACCAGAGAGCAGAGAAUGGGGUAAUGCAUUAAAGGGGUGUGAUGAUCCCCUGUUCCUUGACUUCUUAAAACAGUGUUUAGAAUGGGAUCCUGCUAUCCGUAUGACACCUGGCCAGGCUUUGCGGCAUCCCUGGCUAAGGAGACGGUUGCCAAAGCCCCCAACUGGCGAAAAGGCCUCAGCAAAGAGAAUUACAGAGAGCACUGGUGCUAUAACGUCGAUUUCCAAGUUACCUCCAACUUCGAGCUCAGCUUCAAAACUGAGGACUAAUUUGGCACAGAUGACAGAUGCCAAUGGAAAUAUUCAGCAAAGGACAGUAUUGCCAAAACUUGUUAGCUGAGUUUGAAAAACCCAAUGCUGUUAAUAUGAGAGAUACAAUGUGGCUGAGCCUUAUUUGUAUGAAAAAGUAGCUCAGAAAUACAUUUUUAUUUGCUCAAUAACUUUAUUUGUUUGUAUCUUUCAGCACUCAUUUUAAAUGUAAAAAAUGUUGAUUUUGUUUUUAUAAAAACACGGGGACAAUGCUUUAAGUUUUUAUACUUAUUUUUUAAAAUGUUUGUCUUCUACAGUACAAUUAGCCUUACUGUAACUAGUGUGACACAGUAAUAAACAUCAGUGGCAGGCCACUGGUUACAACAUGACUGUCAUGCAUUGCAGCGUGGUAUCAAAGGUAUUAACCUUUCUCUUCCAUGGUUUAUAUUAGGUUUCACCUGGGGUAAAUUUGCAAGACUCUACCUUUUGGAUUUUAUAGGUAUGAGUCUUGAUUCUACAAACAUUCACACCUUCGUCUGACUGGACUCCAGGGAGGAUACUCAAAGAAAUACUGUUAAACACCUGUAAACUUGUAAUUUGAAGUGGAGCUGUAGUGUGUCACAUUGUCAUUUUCUAUAUGGUAGCCCAGAGAAAGCAGUGGUAUCACUAAUGAUACAGUCACCUCCUAUGGAACGCUUCCUCUGUUCAAAAGUAAUGUUGUUGAUUAAAGUAAGUAUUUAAAUAUAAUGCAAAAAAUAAGAUCUUCCAGGGCUAAAAUGACUCCUACCUUGCAUGCUGUGUGGUAGAGUGAGAGAAAUGGGCAAUCUCAGAAAGACUGAAGAUGGAAGUAUGUCUGUUCUUCUGAAUCUGAAAGUGACUGCUGAGUUGGUAAAGCAGAAUGUUCUGGACCUCAUUUCAGGUAUAUAACAUUAAGCGUUCACACUGGGCUUCUCUCUCUUUUUUUUUUUUCCUCUCCUUUUUCUUUUUUUCUCCUAAUAAGCAGCUUAGCUUCCUUAAAUCACGUAGACAGAACUGCUUGUUCUAUCACUUUUAUACUGUAACUUCCAGACUGUUAUGCUACAUGGAUUUCACAGAUUGCUUUUAUUUCUUAUGAUGAGUGACUGUGAUCUCUCUGGUACAUUUACACUUCGGAUCAAAUCUACAUGUAGGGGCAAACACUAUGUUAUGACAUUGCUUUCUGUAGAAAAGUACUUCACCUUAGACAGCAUAACUGUAAAUGGAAAGAUCCUCAGUGGAAAGCUUUUCAGUUGGCAGAGACCUUCCUAGAUACUUUCUAAUAAGGGAGAAUUAUGAAAGGAAAGUUAAAUGGCUAGAAUUUGAUUUAAUCUUUGGCAUUUGUAGCUGAAAAUUACUUUGAAGGAACAAUUAGAGAGAUGUAGGUUUGUUCAUGUGUGUGCUAAUGCAUGUUUUUUUUCUUUUUUUGCUUUAAGCUGCAUUCAUGGACACAUUCAAAGACAGUCUUUACUGAGGAAUAAUAUCUAGACCAAUGAGAGAAAUAUUCACACAUUGUAGCAUGUUUUCAACAGGAACAGGUUGAAAUCUAAGAUCAGUGUUUCAUCAUGGUCAAUGGCUGUAGUCUACAUUCGAUGUAUAAAACAUGAAAAGGGAAUUUUAAACAAAGUAGAACACAAUCUAGAAGGUUUAUGGAUAUUAGAACAAGACGUACUAGAAUGGAUUGCAUUAAACCUCAAUAACUUUACUAUAAGCAACACUUAUAUGCACAGAUUUUACUGAGUUACUUGUAAAAUUACGAAAAUACUUAAAGCAUGGUCCCCUGAGAGGCCAAGAAAGUUUCCGGUUAAGUUCUCCUUCAUGUUCAUUAAUUUACCACUUACAGCUUGUUUGUUUGUUUGUUUCUUUGGUUUAUUUUUUACUUAAUGUAAGACUGGGGGAGGGAUAUAAAUACAAAAUGACGGAAUUCUCAGGAAACAUAUCGCUUAACUUCUUGCCAAAAAGUCAACACCUAAACAAGCUCCAAAAAUGAUUUCUGAGUGAGGAUGUUAUUUGUUGAUUGAGAACUGUAAAAGUCAGAGCAUCAAUCAACCAUUUUUCUUACUUUUUUAAGAAAAAGGAUUGUUUCCUGCCUCUAGUCAAAUUAAAUUAUUUAGUGUUAAAUGUUCACAACUUUAUACAAUGUGUGUAAGUGCAAUAUGUAAACAUGUAUGAACUCAUGUUAAAAAUGAAAUAUAAUAAUAGAGCUAAGAAAAGUGGCGUUUUGAAUAUGAAUUUCCAGUAAGUUAUGGUCAGUAAAUUGUAAGUCUGGAAAACAGAUACUAAUUUUCAUAUAAAAUUUACCAACUCUCACAACUAUGGGAAUACAAUACUGUGUAUUUUUCUAUGGUAACUGGGAAUCUUUACUUCCCCCAUCAUCUACUUGGCUUUACCACUCCUUUCUACCUUAACUCUUCUUGCAGAAGUUAAGAAAUAGGGAUGCUUAUGUUAGGGAUGGAAGAAGAAUCGCCUUCUUUAAUAUGUUUUGAAGGGAACAUUGACACAUGUUCCUUCAUUUCUUGGCAAUUUGAGGUGAAAGCAUUCAUAAUAUUCAUGGGUCAUUAAUGGGCUAAAACCACUAAAUUUUGUUGAUCGUGUAACCAGUUCGUGAUGCCAAUAAUGCAUUUAUGAUCCACCUUCUUCAUAAAUGCUACCGGAAACUUUAAGGCCAAAAUAUAGUGUGCAGAGCUAUUUUUUUAACCCAGACACAGUGGAACUUCCUCUAUGCUAAAGGAGCAGUUACAUCAAGGUUUUAAAGUGAUGUAGUUGCUUUUUAUUGUAGCAUAUUUAUACCUGUAAAAAAGGAGGGAGGGGUGGGAAAGGACGCCUCUUGCUUUGAUGUGAUUUUAUUCUAAGGACUCUGAUAAUUAGGCUGAUAGAAGUUGGCUUGGAAACAGCGCUUAGUCUCACAUGUUACCAUUGUCUGGGGAUGUCUGAGCUAUUUUCAGAUGUGGUAAUAGCACAGUGUUGUCUUGUCUUUGGUUGCAGUCUCAUUUGGCUCAGUUUCUUGCACCGCUGGAGUGUUCAUUACCACUGAAGUGUAUUGGAACAACAGAGUGAUGCAAGAUGUGUAGAUUGACAAUAGAGGAUGGAUUGUGCCCUUGGUGUUAACAAUGUGCCUUUUGUUACUAAUGCCGCUGGUAGGGCAUGCUUCUUGGCCUCUUUAACCCUUUGAAUACUGGAUAGCAGGGAUGGAAUCUUGGAAUCUAUUUUUAAAUGCUGUACCUGUCUUAAAACAUCCUGUAGAUGAUCGAGGCCUUAACAGAAACAAUAAGGCAAUCACACUGCUGGGGUGAAGAGGAUGCUCUGUUCUUGUAGUACGUCUCAUUAAGGGGUUAAAGAUGGCCCUUCUUCAUUGGUAGUACUUUAACAUCAAAUUGAUUUUUUUUUUUUAAAUGAAUUUUUGUUAUGAUAACACUAGACAGAAAUCAACUGUAUUUGUAAAAAUUUACCUCAAACUCUUUAGUUUUAUAGUGUGAUUUAAUCCCAGGGCAUUUGGUAUGAACCAAAGUGCAUUCCUUUUAUAUGUGCCUGGCUCUUAUAAAGGUGGCCAGGGAUUUUUACAAUUUGAGUGCAAGGCACUUAAGCCACUUUUAACUUGGUGGGUGGUUUGGAGUUACAAAUGACUUCAUGGGAAUGUUGGAAACACAUUAGACAUAAGUAGCAUCGGGCAAUAUUAGAAUCUUUAGGAAAGGGUGUGCAUUAUUUAAUGCUCUCCAUUUUUUAGUAUUUUUUCCAUCAAUAAUAUUUGUGAUAAGUACAAAAUAAACCCUCUUUUUUUUUUCCAGUCAGCAAAGAUUAGAAUAUUGCCCAGUUUAAUGCUAUGGUAGCAUUUAAAUAAAAGAACAUUUGUGAGUUAUUGUUUCUAGGGGCUUGUACAUCUCUGCUACAAAUUGUAAUUACUCAGUUUGCUACAAUUACGUCUAAGCAGUAGCUUGGGUUUUUAUUGGGCAACAACUUAGACACGUGACUGUAAUAUGCUGCAACUGUGUGUACUGAAAACGUGAAAAGCGAUUGAAUGUGGACUGUGUAUAUAUGUAUGUAUAAUUUUCUGUGAGAUGCUGCUGUUGCCACUUAACAUUAAAGAUGUUGUAGUGGGUUUUAAUCCUAGUGGCCAGUUCUAUGAUACUAUAUGUAUUGUACAGCUGAUGACAGGAGUUAAGACUGUUCUAGUGAAUAUUUGUUACAUUUUAUUGUUGUGGCCAGAGAUCAUUUCAGAAUAAAAUUUUAUGUCCUACUUACUUCUCUCCACUGUAGUUUGGGUUUAUUUCUGGUUGUAAAGAGGGCCCUUGGAGUGUUGGCAUUUUUUAGACAUGGAAAGGCCUUCUCUUAGCCUGCCAGAAUCAAUGCCAGCAGUGCCUUUGUCCUCUAGCAUGCUGGUAUCUGUAUAUAGUAAUUGCCCAUUGCUGGAGGAUGACUUUGCUGCUGUUUUAUGUGGCUUGACAGCCUUGAAUAUUGCCCAAAGGUUGCUUUAGCUCUGAGGUUUCUAAAGGUCUUCUCAGAACUUAGAAAGUAAUAUAUUUGGUAUUAUUUGCCUCAUACUGUAGAGAAAACAUUAGCAGGAAUUUUGCCUGCAUAGGUGUUUUAAUAUUUUUUAGCUGCUUUUGAAAGAUCUUUUGAAAAUAACAAUAGGUCUGGUUAUAUAAGAAAUAUUUGAGAAAGGUGCAAUGUAUAUUCUUUUUCUUAAAAUUGCUUUUUAAAAGAUUUCUGCACGGAUUUUUGAGCCAGACAAGACUAUUCAGAACUUGUUAGACUUUGUAAAGACUGACUUCAAUGAGAAUGUACUACAUAAAGCUGGUAGACUAGACUGGACUAAAUUCUGUUCCCAUGUACAUCUAGAGUAAUUGCACUGUUUAGUGCAGAACGGUCUUGUGAGUAAUUGGCCACAUUCUCUUCUUGGUAAUGUCAGUGUAUACCCAGAGCAGUAGGAUGGAUAAGCUUUCUGAUUCAAGUGAGCCCAGGCUGAAAUCAAAGGAUUUUAACUGCACUUUAGUGUCUCCGUUGAGCAUAGUUGGCAGGUUUCAGAGCACAAAACUCAUCAAGAUUGAAUACAAAUAAACAGUUUACAAUGCCAAAGAGCAGCAGACCAAAAAUUUCAUCUUUCUGGAUAAAAAUCUGUUCAUAAUUGUGUUCUUGUGAGGACAAAGACCAUCUUUUUAAGUUGUAGCUUUCUUUAUGGGAUUUUUCUCUUUCUAAUCUGUCUCUUGCCCUCUUCUCCAGCCAUCUAUCCCUCUUGCCAGCUCUUGUACACUUCUGCCACAUCUAUUUUCUCAUUUAAAGCAGAGUAGGGGCCAUCUCACUUGAUUUUGGUUGGGUUGAGGCUCCCAGUAGCUGGUGGGGAAAACUGCAUCCCUCUGCCAGUGCUGGUAUCUCACCGAGCGCUCACAUCCCUGUCGAAAAUGGGGCCCUUGGAAUUGCACCCUGAAUGAUGGUCUAUAGUUGCUGUUGUCCCCGCAAUACUUGGUUUGGUGAAGAAAUUGUGGCAUGCCUUAGAUGUCAGCUGUGUAUCUCUUGGGGUUUUUUACAGCAAACCAAAUGAAGAAUGUGAAAUGUAAUUAUCCGGUACCAUGUUCUUCAAUUCUAGGUGGUGCUGCUUUUCUUAAAAAUACUGUCCUGUCCCAUUUUUUUGUAAGAUCUACGCAUUGAAAGAUCCAGCAUGAGUUUUACUCAGACCUUGAGAAAUAAAAAAGCUGUUAAAUACUAUGGUCAGAGCUGGUAUUCAGAGGGAAAAAAAGAUACCUGUAAGAUGAAUAGGGCCAGGUUUUAGGUAAGCAUGCAUCUUCCCUGGGUUCAGUGAAGGUUCAAGAACUUCAGCAGUAUCAAGUUGAGAUGGGGAAAGUUAAGUGCAUCUCAGUGUCUGAAACCAUUGCUAACCUGAUAUUUCAGUGGAAAAUUCUUUGAGAGCUUGCCAUUUUAAACUGUAUGCCAAUAACUAAAGGAUAACAUUAAAAGCUCUUUUCUGUAGCUAGAACUUUAAAAGCAUUGCUCUAAGUUUCUUUAAAAGUGUGGUUUAUAAUGCUAUUAUACUGCUAGCAUGGUCUUGUGUUUUACAUUUUAAUGAUCCUGAGAAGAACAACAUUUCUUUUCUUUAUCUUGAGUACAUGAUACUAGAUGUCUCCCAGCCAUUGACAGAACUAGUUUCUGUUCCUCUGUGACUCUUGGAGCUGGGGUUUCUCUGUGUCAUUUUCCUUAUUCAGUUUUGUCUUUUGUUUGUUUGGUUGCUCAUUUGUUUGGGUUUUUUUGUUGAUGUUUGUUUUAGGUUUUUUUUCCAGAAGUGCUUUACAGCCUUUGGCUGUGGUGAGUCUUGGACCUCUGCCACUGUUUAGCACUUUGGGAUAGACAGUACUGCAAGAAUAAUGUUUCUUUAGCUUUUGCACAACAAUAAAUAGAAAGUCGAGCUUAGUACCAAAUUGCAAAGACAGAGAAUGCACAUUUACCUCCAGCUACUGGGUUCCAGUCCCGGUACCAGCCGUUUACUUUGUUCUUUAACUUCUGCAUGAAGUGCAGCAGAAAUGCCAAGUCCUGCAGAAUGAAAUGGCUUUUAUUUCUCAUGCUGAGGGGGAAAAUGAGACUACAAAAGCAAGGUCACGACAUCUUUCUGGAGAAAGUUUGAGAUAUAUAGUAAAGUUAGGGAGAUUCUGCUGAGAAGUUCUUGGGCUGAGAGCUUUUGCUUAACACCCUGGGAGAUAGCAAAUGCAACAUUCCUGUAACAGUGGAAACUGUUUUCCCAUUUUUGUAGACUAUGUUUUCAUUUAUGCUUUGCUUUGGUUAUCUGCAAGCUGGACACCACUUACCUACCUAAAAAUACUGUCUGGAGUAGCUCAAGAUCAUGAAAUGUUACUUUAUAACUAACAUGUCUGCUGGGAAAAUCAGAGAUACUCAUUCAGAGAUAUUUUGUAGUUUCCCCUUCUUGAAACUGAAAUUUCUGCUUUGGGAUUAAAGCCUGAGUCCAGGCACUUAGACUGGAUUGAUAAACUUCAGCAGUGAAAGAAAGCCGAAGCUAAGGCAGAGCUUGUAAAGCUUAUAGCUAGAAUAAAAAUGAAUUUCUUAAGAUCCCAGUACUUGUCAUGUCCCACUGUGACCCUUCCAAAAUGGCCUCUAAGAUUUGAAAGUCCUUUCCAAAGGAAAGGUCCAUGGAAACAGCUUUGCCUAGGACAUCCUUGAGAUGGUGGCCCUGACUCCCCUGCACACAGAUGUCCUGCUAGAGCCUCUGGUUCUUCUCUGAGUCUGGCGCUCUUCACAAGCUUCCAGCACAUCUGACUUCCUCAGGGUGCAAAGGACACUUCAUGGACCAACAAAACUAGGAGAAACUAAAUUCAUGGAUCAAGGGCAUUGCACAGCAGCUCUGGGACACUGUACUGCUGUUUGCCUGGGUGUCAAUCCUGUGAGCUGUUUUGCCCUGCUGGACCUGCUCCUCCAUGGACAUCUCCAAGAUGCAGGCUGUGCCCAGGAGAUGUGUCCAUGUGCAAAGGUGGCACCUGCCCUGCUCCCCAUGGGGUGCUCCUGCCCCUAACACAAGGGGUGCAGGGACGCUUCCCCUGUAACUUUCCUCUGUGGCUGAAGCUUUGCAUGAUGCUCAGGUAAUGUGCUCUCAUGCUGCAGGAAGAGGAAAGUGCUCCCUACUCCAGGACUGGUAGCAUCAGGCAAAGCAGCUUAGCGCUUGUCAGGGUGAGAUGUGAGGAGGCUGUAACACACUGUUCUGCUGGCACAGGGUGGGAAUGUUUC